CUUUUUUGUAAUUUUAUUUUUGUUCUAUCCUUGUUGUCUCUAUUAACGCUCAUCGUUCACUUCAAACCAAAGCUCCAAAUCGAAGCAAUCUUCUUCACUCUCUCACAAACCCUAAUUCGAUGCAAUUGCUGCAAUCUCCACCUUAAUCUCCCUUCUCCAUCCAUGGAUCCUUAAAAUCUCUGUAAACUCAUAAAAGGUUUUUCAAAUUCGAACCCGGAGAAAACUGAAAAUUAAAAAAUGCCGAGCGUUGGUGUGAAGCUCUACAGUGUCUUCUUCAAGUUCCUUUUGAAACACCGUUUACAGAACCGGAUUCAAUCUUCCGGUGACGAAUCUUCCUCGGAUCCGUUCGGUGUCACGACCCGACCCGAAGAAUCAGUCGCUGCUCCGAAUCCGUUAUUCACCGACGGUGUUGCAACUAAAGAUAUUCAUAUCGAUCCGUUAACUUCUUUGUCCGUACGGAUUUUUCUACCUGAAUCUGCGCUUACGCCGGUUGAACCGAGCACCUCCGCCGGUGUGCAUUCCGGUAAGGCUCGAAUUCUCAACAACCUCGCCGGAUCGGAUCUUCUUAUUAGGAGAAACAGCUUAGGUUCGUCUAAUUCGUUGUUGUCUCACAAGGUAGAAUCUAGAAGGAACAGUUACGGUUGCACCACUGGUUCUUCCUCCCCUGAAGCAGGAUCCUCCGACGUUUAUAGAGGAUACUCACCGUCGUCGUCGACUGGAAACUCUAGAAAACUUCCUGUAAUGUUGCAGUUCCAUGGUGGUGGAUGGGUGAGUGGAAGUAACGACUCAGUGGCUAAUGAUUUGUUUUGUAGAAGAAUGGCGAAGCAUUGUGAUAUCAUUGUCUUGGCCGUCGGGUACAGGCUUGCACCUGAGAACCGGUAUCCAGCAGCGUAUGAGGACGGAUUCAAGGUGUUGAAAUGGCUGGGGAAGCAGGCGAAUUUGGCGGAAUGUAAUAAGUCGAUGGGAAAUUCACGGCGAACCGGAGGAGAGGUGAAGAAAUCAGAAGUGAAUAAGCAUAUUGUUGAUGCUUUUGGUGCAUCUUUGGUGGAGCCUUGGCUGGCAACUCAUGCUGAUCCCGCGAGAUGUGUGCUUCUUGGUGUGAGCUGUGGUGCCAACAUAGCAGACUACGUAGCCCGCAAAGCCAUUGAAGUUGGUCAAAGUCUAGACCCUGUUAAGGUUGUAGCUCAAGUCCUAAUGUACCCGUUCUUCAUUGGUAGUGUUCCCACACAGUCUGAGAUCAAACAAGCAAACUCAUACUUCUACGACAAACCCAUGUGCAUUCUGGCUUGGAAGCUUUUCUUACCAGAAGAAGAAUUCAGCUUGGACCAUCCGGCAGCUAAUCCGCUCGUUCCAGGCCGAAGUCCACCUCUCAAAUUCAUGCCACCGACACUAACCAUUGUCGCCGAGCAUGACUGGAUGAGAGACCGGGCCAUUGCUUACUCAGAAGAGUUAAGGAAAGUCAAUGUAGAUGCUCCCGUGCUAGAGUACAAAGACGCGGUUCACGAGUUUGCAACCCUAGACAUGCUUCUUAGGACUCCGCAAGCUCAGGCUUGUGCAGAAGAUAUUGCAAUCUGGGUCAAGAAAUACAUCUCUCUCCGUGGCCACGAGUUCUCAUACUAGUUGUUCAAACGAAAAACUCAAUGCCGCAAAAAGAGUGUGAACCAAAUGUAAACCGUGUUUUUACGGGUUUUGGUUUCUCCAUAAAGCAUAAAGAGGUGAACCGAAUUAAACCGGGAUGUGUGUGUUUCUACCAGGAAACAAAAAAAAAAGAAGGCAAGCGAGAGCCGAGAGGUUCUAUCUCUCUCAGUAGAGUUUAGUUUAGAUUUUAGAGGGGUGUUGCUUUGUUUGUGAGAUGGGUCGAGUGGAGAGACUCUCUGUUGUCUCGGGGUAUUUCCCGUAAUAUUAGUAAACUAUAUACAUAACCUUCUUCUAAGAGUUCAUGCUUUUGUUUUGUAUAUCAUCGUAUUGAGGAACGUCCAUUUUGGUUAA
Capsella rubella is the source of this 1989-nucleotide messenger RNA. Its product is annotated as probable carboxylesterase 11. The record is from RefSeq and is a predicted model, not a curated record. Lineage: Eukaryota; Viridiplantae; Streptophyta; Magnoliopsida; Brassicales; Brassicaceae. The coding region runs from base 238 to 1620 and encodes 460 amino acids. Gene Ontology annotation, molecular function: hydrolase activity. The transcript has 2 exons.